AACUCGUAAAAUGGAUGCACUCAUAACAAGCGUACAGGAAAGACUUUCCAAAAAUGAAAGACACACCGAUAAAACAAAACAUAUGUUUAUGUUUAGGUUCCAUGUGCUUGACGUUUGACAGUUUCCCUUGUGCGUGAGAAAAGGGGGAGGUGAAGAACCGUUUGAGAAGACACACAUCCAGCGCUGAGCGCAAGCUAGAUAGGGCUCUCCUUCGCUCCUCUCACACACGACCAGCUUACGCCAUUCAUUCUGCCCUCCCUUGCUCCGGCACACGCUGCAUUCCUACGGUAGUUUUUGGAUAGCGAGCGGCGAUGUUUCUCUGCAGAGCGGCUUGGCAAAGAUAUGGGCCUUUGGCAAGGAAGGUAGCCCAACAGUUAUCUAGAGAUGUGUUGCCACGACGACAAAUGUCAUCAGUCCCCGGUGGUACUGGUGAUAACAUCGUCUACGCCCUGCUGUGUGGCGGGGCCUUCGCUGGAGCCAUCGCAUACACAUACAGCACUGUGACCACAGACCACGCCAGAUUCAAUGACCGUGUAGCGGAUAUCAACGCUCGUCCCAAGACUGUGUGGUCGCCCAAACCAUGGCCUCCCAAGAGCAGGGAUGAGGAAGAGGAGGAUACAUCCACAAAACUGCAUUUCACAGAAUUCUGAGGACCAAUGGUGGGGAAAAGGAGCGGAUUCAUGGGCUCUGAAAUGAGUGGAGUCUUCAUGUAUUUUAUUUCAAUGAUUGAGCCAAAUGCUGUGAAAUGCCAUGAUGAUAAUCUACAGUAUAGUUAGUAGUGAUGUCUCCAAUCAUUGUAGGGUUCCUAAAUCCUCAUUGGUUAGUCACUGCAGAGCACCAAUCACAUAGCUUCUUACGCCCACUCUGAGAUCUCCCUGUUCUGGUUAAUAACUGCCUGAGCCAUUUGUCUCAUCUGCAAAAAAAUUCAGCCAAUUUAUCAGCAAUGAGUGCUUCCAACCUUCUGGCCUUAAAUGCUUUCUAUUUACAUAUAGUAGAACUGGCAUAAUGGUCUGAGACAGAUGACCAUUUAUUUGAAUUGACACCUGGAUAAGGUGUCAGGUCAAGAACAGGUUCUGCGCUCUGAUUUUCUGGACUUAGUUUUGGAAGUUUCACAACCCAAAGCCUUAGCUUUCUGUCAUUGGCAGAAAAAAUAUUGUUAGGGGACCCAAAGCAUGUAGUUGAUGGAAAACUUUCUGUUGACGGUAAUAUUUGGGAGGACCUGUUCCCUGUACACAAUGUUUGUUCCCUGUACACAAUGUCUUGGUUUCUCUAGAUGGUAAACUCUAGAUGGCCUACUCCUGUUGAUGACUUUGAUAUAGACAUUUUUAUCGGAGUGAUUCUGAAACUAGAAAACUCAGCCUCUCCUUUCUGGCCCCACCCCACCCAGCUUCUCCCGUCUGACCCUAACCUGAUCCUAUUGGCUGAAAUACCUGUUAAUCAGAACAGGGGGCUCCCCUCCUUGACACUACUCCUUUCCUACUGUAUGAUCCACCCCAAAACGUGCCCACCCUUCAAACCCUCUUCUCUCACUGUUAACCCCCCCCCAACCUCUCGUAAACCCGUACCUCUUUAUUAAAGAGUCUUUAUUCCCUACCAAACUCAAUGUCCACACUGACGCCACUCGUCAAACUGAAACAGGUGAUGUCAUUUUAGUGCCCCUUUACACCUAGAAUGCUAAUUCACUGUUGGCAUUAUAAGUCAUUUUGAUGAGAUAAGCCUGUAGGGAUUUGAUGAUCAUAGUCUUUGAUGUUACAUUUGCGUAUUUGAUAAUGGUGAAAUUGUAAUCUGAUUUUAAGUCCUUUUUUGGGUUAAAGGUUCUCUUCCUCCUUUUUGCGCUAACGCUCUCCUAUUUUUACUCUUUUCAGUGUAAAACUAAAUUGGCUAUACGUCAGGGGACUUUAUAGCCUGCUGGACUCUUUGGAUGAAUCUGAAAAGGGGGAAAUCUCCUACUUUCCUCCUUCUCCUGUAUGACCGAACAAGUCCUGCUUACGUCCCAUACGUUCAACUUCUGUCUGUUUCUGAACGUUUCUCCUCUGGACACUUCGUUCUAUGUGUUGCCCCAAUUUUGUAUUUAUUUGAUGAACUGUUUUUGUGGCGUCUUCCAGGAUGGAAUCGUGUUGAUGGAUAAAUGUGUAAACAGACAGACUGCCUCAAUUUAAAAUUAAAUGCACACAAACCA
Oncorhynchus tshawytscha (Chinook salmon) is the source of this 2179-nucleotide messenger RNA. Its product is annotated as putative surface protein SACOL0050. NCBI's taxonomy places the organism in Eukaryota, Metazoa, Chordata, Actinopteri, Salmoniformes, Salmonidae. Bases 312 to 650 code for a protein of 112 amino acids. Gene Ontology annotation, cellular component: mitochondrion. The transcript has 5 exons. The record is from RefSeq and is a predicted model, not a curated record. Gene Ontology annotation, biological process: anterograde axonal transport.